Linum tenue is the source of this 477-nucleotide messenger RNA. The record is from the annotation of a GenBank genome assembly. Lineage: Eukaryota; Viridiplantae; Streptophyta; Magnoliopsida; Malpighiales; Linaceae.
UUUAGGCGUUUAGAAGCGGAUCAGUCCUGUUUAGGUUUCUUGCUCUUUCAGGCGUUCGCCGCUUCGUUCCUUUCCGUAGAUCUUGCCUUAGCUGUCGGCGGACGCAGAGUUGCAGCAGCUGCUGCUAAGGAACCAACCGGAAGGAAAUGGGGGGUUCCGACCAAGCUGAAGAGAGCUAGGUGUGACUGGGCGAUCAGCGGCAGGAAGCUGCAGAGUGCACGUUACGCCAAGGGUGGGCCGACGGGGAAGAAGAAUUUCUCCGCCGGCAUGUAGAUGUAAUUGGGCUUGGGCGGACUUGUUUCUCUUUGGGUUGGGUUUAGUAUAUACAAGGUGGAAUGGGCCGUGAAAGUAAAUAAGCCCAAAAAAUGUAACCCAAACGAAACUAGACAGGAAGCCCGCCUGGGUAAAUAACACAAGGAAAUUGACUCUAUGAAUACACUCUGGUCCGUGAACAACAAAGGCAAUAUCAAAACUAAC